AUGGCGCAGGGGGGGAAGUCCGGGCGGCUGCUGGCCGGCCGGAUCAAGAAGAUCAUGCAGCAGGACGAGGAGGUCGGGAAGGUCGCCGCGACCACCCCUGUCCUCAUGGGUGCUCUGGUCGAGAAGCUCGUCGAGGGGCUCGUCACGGGCGCGGCGGCCCUCGCGAAGGACCGCGGCGUGGCCACGGUCGGCGCGGCCCACCUCAAGGCACACGUGCUCUCGCAGCCGCACCUCGACUUCCUCAAAGACCACGUCGAGGGCCUCCCCGAACUCACAGAUAAGAAGGAGAAGAAGCCGCGCAAGCGGAAGGCUGCGGACGCAGACGGCGGCGAGGGGACUGACGCGGCGGGGAGUGCGAAAGUGCAGCGGGGGGACGACGGCGGGGGUGCCGCGCCCGCAGACGCGCCCGAGGACAAGCCCGACGCCGGGCCCGGCACGGACGCGGAGGCCCCGGCCGCUGCGCCCGCGGACGGCGAGGGGGGGGGUGCGGACGGUGCGCCCGCGCAGGGCGGUGCGGAGGAGGGGGGCGUGGGGCCCGCGGACGACCUGCCGGCCGCGGCAGCAGCGCCGGCGAACAUCCCAGGGGCGGAGUUCGCCGAGGACGACGACUACGACGACUGA
Molecule: messenger RNA, 621 nt
Organism: Pedinophyceae sp. YPF-701
Lineage: Eukaryota; Viridiplantae; Chlorophyta; Pedinophyceae
Source: the annotation of a GenBank genome assembly